Messenger RNA from Serpula lacrymans var. lacrymans S7.9, 1617 nucleotides. RefSeq lists its product as uncharacterized. The transcript is spliced from 10 exons. NCBI's taxonomy places the organism in Eukaryota, Fungi, Basidiomycota, Agaricomycetes, Boletales, Serpulaceae. Bases 1 to 1617 code for a protein of 538 amino acids. The record is from RefSeq and is a predicted model, not a curated record.
AUGUCUCGCCCAAAUACACAUGCAAAAAAUGCUCACCAGCAUCCUGGUCAAAUUAUCUUGGAUGCGCAGUCUAAAAGACAAUCUUGUGCCGAAGUUGAAGAAGAAAAGGUUAGGAAGAGGAUAACACGCGAAGAAGUUGAGCUUGGAACUCGAGCAGCACUUGAGCCCAUUGCAACUGUUGAGAGUAGGCAGGCGAGAGAGGACAAUGACAUGCAUAUGCACAUGUUACCACCAUCUCAGUGGCGUAUCAUCCGUCCCACCGGUGAGGAGCCUGUGAUCAACAAGUCCUUCCCACUAGUCGACAAAUCUGAGCUCGAACUUGGAAAUCCUAACCUGGCUGUUAAUGAUGAAGAAGACACUAUCAGCAUAUCCAACCAUCAAGGUGCUGCAAAAGCAGCCUGCUGCUGUGGGGACAAAACAAAACUCCAAGUCAAUGGUUCAUCAGAUAAACGCCUGGCUAAGAACAUGAGGCCUGAUGGGAAACAGAAGUCACACAGCAGAACAUUGGAGCCUGAAGAAAUCCACAAGCCAGCCGGCAUUGAAAGAUGGGCCAACAAGGUCCCUGCACGUGGAGCUCAAACCAAGGAUGAAGAGGAGACUGAGUAUCAGGAAGGGGGGUUUGAAGAUGAAGAUGAGAUAGAAGGACGUGAGGCUAUGGUUGGAAAAAAGUGGACAACAGCAUCAAGCAUGGUAAAGAUUGAUCGCAUAAUGUCCCUUGCACCGGUCUCAAAAUGCAUCAAAGCAGAAAAUGGUCGUGCUAUUGGUAUCAAAUCCAAGAACUCCGACUUGCCAUAUGGCUGCCUUGAAGGAGGACAGUGGCGGUCUGUAUUUGUGCCAACUUAUACAAAAUGGCUUGGUACAACCAAUAAUCCAUGGUGCACCACUGACAAUGCAGCCUUAUCAGCUUUACAGACAACCUGGGAAAGAGUCUUCCCGGAUAUCUCAUACUCUGUGUCUAUUCACGAUCCAGUCUAUUGUGUACUUAGCCAAUGCUUCUCUGAAUGUAGUGACCCCGAGUUCAAUACAUAUGAGGCACGUCAGGACUUUUCAAAGGCAAUGCUCGACCAGCUAUAUUUCCUCUACGCUGACACCAGCAAUUCAUCUCAACUUUGUGGUGUUUUCCGCUCUGAAUUUAUUCUACAAACAUUUGCAUCCCAUCUCAACACAAUUAGUACUGCAGUUGAUAUACAAGCACUGGAGCGGGCCAGAUCCAAAACAGACAUUGGAAAAUAUCCGCCACGGGGUGCAUUAGCCAUUUGUGCGGCUGCGGUUGAGCGCGUGUUUACCCUUUGGGCUAAGGCUGAUAUGCAGUGGGAGCCCAUUGAUGACACUCACGAAAAGGGCAAAGGUAAACAGGCCCAAGCAAUAUUGAAACCGGCACCCAAGCUCAACAUGGCCACAGGCAAGGCAACUGGUAGUCAUGCAACAUUUUCUGAUGUUAACUGGGGCCCAAAAACCCGCAGCUAUUAUGACUCCAUUUGUAAACUCAAAGAUGGCUUGCUGGACAAUAUUGUGAAGAAGGCUCUUACCUACACAAAGGGGCACCUCAAAUUAAAGGAACAAGAGGAUAGCACUGGCCAGUCUAUGGACCCCCGGGCUUUUUUGAUGGAUUUAUAG